Exophiala oligosperma is the source of this 345-nucleotide messenger RNA. RefSeq lists its product as uncharacterized. Lineage: Eukaryota; Fungi; Ascomycota; Eurotiomycetes; Chaetothyriales; Herpotrichiellaceae. The transcript has a single exon. The coding region runs from base 1 to 345 and encodes 114 amino acids. The record is from RefSeq and is a predicted model, not a curated record.
AUGUCGUUUCCCAACGCAGGUGGAGGAGGUCCUAGUACAAUGACCAUGCCCGCUCCUCAGGUCCAACAGGACGAGACCGAGCUUGGACCACAUGUCGGCGAGAUCACGGCAGCGGUGGUGGGAGCCAGUUUCGGUGUUAUGCUACUGGGCAUCCUGGCAUUGUUCCUCUGCCUUCACAAACGGUCGAAAACGUCCAACACAGUCAGGUUCGCCGCCAGUCAAGAUAUGUACGGACAGCCACUCGUUCCAACUUUCACCACCAAUUCUCUCGAACCACAGUAUGCUGACGGAGGGCCCGACUCGAUAAGUUCAAUACCACAAUCCUCGAGGGGACGAACGCGGUAA